AGGUCUUUCAGUAUGCAUAUUGGAAUAGGGUUUGCUUCUCUCAGCUCCAGAAACUGAAUUUGAGGUAUUCCUGUGUGCUCCUCAGGACCAGAAUGAUGCUCAGCAUGCCAGGAAUUCCAGGGCUUCUCUUCCUUCUCCUCCUCCUGCUCUGUGUUGUUGGGCAAGGGAGUUCCUACGAAGCCUCCUGGAAACCCACUUGGCCUGCUUACCGCCUUCCUGUUGUCCUACCCCAGUCCACACUCAACUUAGCCAAGCCAGACUUUGGGGCAGAAGCCAAAUUGGAAGUGUCCUCCUCGUGUGGACCCCAGUGUCACAAAGGAACUCCACUGCCUACAUAUGAAGAGGCCAAGCAGUACCUGUCUUAUGAGACGCUCUAUGCCGAUGGCAGCCUCACAGAGACCCAAGUGGGCAUUUACAUCCUCAGUGAUGGUAGACGUGGGGCUCAAAACCGAGACUCGGAGUUAUCGAGAACGUCUCGGAGGAAGCGACAGAUUUAUGGCUAUGACAGCAGGUUCAGCAUUUUUGGGAAGGACUUUCUGCUCAACUACCCUUUCUCAACAUCAGUGAAGUUAUCUACAGGCUGCACCGGCACCCUGGUGGCAGAGAAACAUGUCCUUACAGCUGCACACUGCAUACACGAUGGAAAAACCUAUGUGAAAGGAACUCAGAAACUUCGAGUGGGCUUCCUGAAGUCUAAGUUUAAAGAUGGUGGCCGAGAGACUAACACCUCGAGCUCAGCCACACCAGAGAAGAUGAAAUUUCAAUGGAUCCGGGUAAAACGCACCCAUGUGCCCAAGGGCUGGAUCAAGGGCAAUGCCAAUGAUAUUGGCAUGGAUUAUGACUAUGCCCUCCUGGAACUGAAAAAGCCUCACAAGAGAAAGUUCAUGAAGAUUGGGGUGAGCCCUCCUGCUAAACAGCUGCCAGGGGGCAGAAUCCACUUCUCUGGCUAUGACAAUGAUCGACCAGGCAACUUGGUAUAUCGCUUCUGUGAUGUCAAAGAUGAGACCUAUGACCUGCUUUACCAGCAGUGCGAUGCCCAGCCUGGGGCCAGUGGCUCAGGGGUCUAUGUGAGAAUGUGGAAGAGACAGCAACAGAAGUGGGAGCGAAAAAUUAUUGGCAUCUUUUCAGGGCACCAGUGGGUGGACAUGAAUGGUUCUCCACAGGAUUUCAAUGUGGCUGUUAGAAUCACCCCUCUCAAGUAUGCCCAGAUUUGCUAUUGGAUUAAAGGAAACUACCUGGAUUGUAGGGAAGGAUAGUGUUUCUUCCUGGCAGCACUUAAUGGUCUUUAUGUACUCACUGUAGGAGAGGCCAAGUUUUAUCAUUGGCAUGUGUGUGUGUGUGUGCGCGUGUGCGUGUGCGUGUGCAUGUAAUAUGCCAUGACUUCCUUUCUCAAAAUGCAGAAUGACUAGCUUUAUUAAAAAUCGGUUUGUGUAUCAUCACUUAAGCAGUUUGAAAGCAUACUUUUGCAUAGAAUUUUUUAAAAUGCUGUUUGGGCAAUAGGGAUAUUUAGCAAUUAAGUUAAUGUUUCACUGAGAACUUUUGAUUUUUUAUUUCAUCUGAUCUUAUUUCAAAAGUUUAUAUUAAAUAAGUGGCAUACAGGAAAUAUAAAUUCUGUGUGUAUGUAUGUGAUUUCUUAGAUUUAUAUCUUGAUUUUUUUUAAUGUCUGAUUAAUAAUGCUUCGAGAUGGUAGUGGUCAUACUAUAUACAAUUUUAUAAAUUUUCAUAAAACUUCUUAGAUAGUUGUAACAUUCUGGAUUGGUAGGCACCUACGUAAUGGUCCUUGGGUAAUUUAUUGGCUAUAUUAAACUGUAUCUCACAGUAAACAAGUAACCCAAACUGCUCUUAAUUUUAAAAAUAGUCUUAUCUUCCAAACACUGUUGUUCUGCUUUGUGGGAAAUCUUUCAACAUGACUCUGCCAACUUUGCAGUCACACUAGAGCUUACAAGAUCAUUUUUCCUAAUUCUGCCAUUUAACAAGAGUUCACUCACAUUUCUAGAGCUAGCUAUUUUCCAAAUGACAGUAAUCAGGGCCUAAUUAGAACAGCCUGUAUUGCUUCCUAGCUAACAGUUGUGGGCACAAUAAAAACAAGCACAGCAUUUUACCCCUGGAGUGUCACACAUCUCAUGUUUUAUCAUUUGGAUAGAGUAAUUGAAAAUGAAUCAAAUUCCAGAGAACAAUGGAUGCAUUGCUAAGCAGAUGUCUCAACAGAAUAACCACUUGUUUGAAGCCCGGCACAGUCACACAGCCUAAUCAAAAUUAUUCUGCAGAGUUUUGUGUGUGCUUUCGGAGAGCUGAGUAGUUGUUUGAUAUGGAAACUUUCUCACUAUACUUGUUUUGUAGUAAAAAUACUUGGAAAUUGCUUUAAGAUGUACCAGUAUGCCUCUCCCCUCCUGCGCUGUAAAAAGGCACCUUUUUCUGGAAUACUUUAGGCUAUAGGCACAUAUGUAAUCAGAUGCAAGAGUAAAAAAUGAAAAUUGGGAAAUGCAAAAUGCGUGAAGAUCAUGUACUCCAAUAAAUGCUUUAUAAAUAUGAUAAUCAUAGCAUAUAAAGAAAAAACUUGAAUUUCUUCUAUGCUUUUGAGUCGCAGCCUAAACACUUUUUAAGUGUAAAAGUAGACAAAAAGCAGCAAAAGGAAUAUGAGAUAAUUUUUGUGUUCUUGUACCCUGGGUAAUUUCAGCCUAUAUUGUGGCUCUGAAGACACUCAAAUAUAGCAGAGUCACUAAAAUAUGCUGGUGGCUUGUGAUUUUUGAGCUUUUAAAAAGGAUAAUCUUGAUCAGGCACUCAAGACAUGUACAACCAUGUGCUUUCGUCAAUUUGCAUAAGAAAUACUGCCUAUAGUGCAAAGAUGCAGAGACACCAGAAAUCUUCUGAGUUCACUACAAUUUGCUUUGGAAUCUAACAGGAAUCUUGCCUGAGGAAGAAGAGAGGUCUCCAUUUCUAAGUCUGGUAUUUGGGGUUUUCUGUUUGCUUUGCCUGAUGAAAAAAACCAUAACUGAUUUUUUGAUAGAUGUUCCUUUUACAAAACUUGCCCUUUUGACUUUGAUUUCUUACAAAGUUAGACAGUGGCACAAAACUCAAUAUCAAUGCUUAGUUCACAGGAAGUUCUAAUUUCUAAACUAAAGUUCUAAUUUACUAAUUUACUAAAGUACCCAUGUGCUCUAUAUAGCAUCAUUCAUAGGCCUGUAAAAUUGUAAUUUAAUGUGUGCCUUUUCUGUGGUAAUAGAAGAAAGUAUGUUAUUUGACUAUCAUAAUUGUGGGGAAAGCACUCAUGAUAUUAAUAUAACUGGUAUUUUACAUGUACUAGUUAUGUAUACUGUAAGCAUAUAUUUCUAGCAAGGAAAGGAAAACAACAUUUCUCAUGAUAUAUCACACUUGCCCUUCCAAAAAUAAAGAGUACUUUCAUCAAUUAGGGAAGAGAUGCCUGUCAAUAUUCCCUUUUUUUAUCAGGGGUUCAUAUACCUGCUUGCACAUUAAAAACUCUAGAAAAUUCUGUAGUAAAGAGACUUGUUCAUAUUUUUAAAUCUGUAUUUCAAUAAAUAUCUUUGGUCACAAAACCCUUGUUUUCUUCC
This is a messenger RNA of Fukomys damarensis (Damara mole-rat), 3569 nucleotides long. It is a transcript of the gene Prss23, whose product is annotated as serine protease 23. Gene Ontology annotation, molecular function: serine-type endopeptidase activity. Lineage: Eukaryota; Metazoa; Chordata; Mammalia; Rodentia; Bathyergidae. Gene Ontology annotation, biological process: proteolysis. Bases 93 to 1256 code for a protein of 387 amino acids. The record is from RefSeq and is a predicted model, not a curated record. The transcript has 2 exons.